GGAGGUGGCUGUGGGGACAGGGAUUCCCAUAGAAGCUGUUUGUCACAUCUAACUAAACCAGCCCCCCCCCCCCCGAGAUCCUUCUGCAGUUGCUGUCAUUUCAUCAGCAGCCAACAGCAAAGGACUGAUCCAGCAUGGACUUCUUAUCUGCCCUGUGCUUAGAGGACCUCACAGCCUCCUUCUCCAAACUACCUGUUUAUCCAGUGUUCGAUGUGGCUUAUUAUAUCAUCUCCAUUCUAUAUCUAAAGUAUGAACCAGGUGGGUGCUAUAGUCUUGAAAAAGUUUACUGUAAUUGUCCACCUGAGACUUCUUGCCCCUUCCCACUGUGAGGGCUUUCUGUGUUUGCUGUGUAGAUUGUGCUCGCAGAGAAUUGUUCUUUUCUUUUUUAAUUAUUUUCACUCCUCAUCUCUAAAUGCUCCAGAACCUUUUAAGGAUGUGAAAAGUCUUGUCCAGGAACACAAUGAAAGAAUUGUCUGCACAUUCUGUCUAAAAAUGUUGUGCUAGACAAGUGUGUCUGAGGUAUGUGAUACUUUCUAUAUUUAGAGAACCUCUCACACAAUACUUUUUUUUUUUUUUUAAACAAAAGUAUAAUCACAUUUUCUGCCCAUAUUUGAGGACACAUUGCUUUUAAAAAACAACAUUACAUUUUUCAAAUAAAACUGGACUGUCAGAAUAGCAUUAUGUUGCAUCAAUACAUCAGGACUGUGUCUUAAAUGAUUGAUUGGGCCUGAUCAUAUGGAAUGGAGAAAAUAACUUAUACAGAAGUGGUUUCCUAUAUAGUGAAAGUAUUUUCGCAGUUCAGAUUUUAAUUUAUAGCAAGAUUUUACUUUUUCAGUGUGACUGUAAAAAGUUUGAUAAAGUUAAUUGAAAAAUCUAGUUUUUGUUAGAGUUUUGGGUGCAUUGCAAGUGCAUUUGGGUUAGACAUCUAAAUGAACCCAUUUGCUUAGACAAAUAUCUGUUCCCUUCUUUCUCUGCCCCACUUAACCCCUGUUCAACCAGAAACGAUUCAUAAUAAAGAAAUUGGAUUAUUUGCCAUUAAGUUCUUGGCCCAUAAUCUUGCAUUUGUUUUGGGGAAGUGUGCUGAAUUUACCAUUUAGAAAAUAUUUGUGUGUGGCCCCUUCUUAAUACUGCCUACUAAAUCUCAAUAUGUUCACCCACCCAUGGGGUCCAUUCUGUCCCACAACGAAUGUGUCACUCUGACCUACUGCAUUAGUUUUACUGAGUUGAUGAGUCCAUUCAUCUAUACGAUGUUCCCUGACUGACUCACCAACACUGUACACUUUAUCUCCUGGUUUACUCUUACCAAUGUUCUACUUUCUGUAUUCCCUAUUCAGUACAUUGUGCUGUGGGUCUUUUUCGUUGCCAAACUAGACCCAAUAAAAUAACACUUCUGCUUCCUAUUGAUAUUUACUGCUUCUCCUAAUCAAACAUGUACCUGCUUUGUCCUCAGCAGUGUCCAGUGUGCUGACCGAGUAACAUUUUGCACCCAAAGAGGACCUCAAUAAAUUUUUUUGUUUAAUUUGUUUUUUAUUCAGACCUCAAGAAAUGUUUGUAAAUACCUCAGGUUAUCACUCUCAAUAUAAAAUAUGAUAACUCUAUACAUACAAUCUGGCCACCCAAAAAAGCAGUUAAAGAUAAGGGGAACAUAGUGACAUAGGAAGUAAAAUGCACCAAUUUCUGGCCAUGAAUGCCGUUAGAGUGCCUUGAACUAUGGAGAGACCAUUUAUCAAAUGGAGGUUAGGCAGCAUAAAUAGUUUAUAUAAUAUACAUACCUUGCACUGGCAUGUCAGAGGUAUUGCUCAUGAGAGAAAAGAAAGUUGAACUCUAAAGACAAGUACCCCAAAAUUAAUUGUACCCAGGCAAAGGAGCAUACCUCAUGGCCCCAAGGUCUCUUUAUGGAUUAGCCAUCAGCUGCCAUAAUUGAAAGUCUCUCUGCAUAUUGAGUAGAGUACUUCAGUCAUCCCACUGGGAGUCACACUGGCUUUUUAUUUUAUUCUGUUUACAUUCGCUUCAGCUAGGCAUACACAUAAUCUAUAAAUUAUGCAAGUGAAAUCAUCUUCAAAUGGGUAACAUUAAUAUUUGCUUAUACCGCUUUCAAGGAGGCUUCAAGUAUGGAUACAAGUGGCUGCCUACAGAGCAAUGCACCCACCUCAGAUGAUAUGCACGUUGUUCAACAAUGCACGGUGCUUGUGCCAUUUGGGGAUGGGCCCCAGAACUUGCAGAUGCUCCCAUUCAUUUUUGGUGAUCUACUAUACAGUUUGCAACUUGGCAAUUUCCCCCAAUGAAAAUGUACCAAUUCAUUUAUAGCACUACUAAAUAAGAGUGUUCAGUUUGCCCUGUUUAUUGUCAAGACUAAAAAAUACUUAAGCAGUCCCCAAAGAGUUUUGUAAUUUUUAUAAAGAGGAACUGUUAUUUCACAGGAAACGAGAAACUGUUAUUUGUGAUAUCUAUUAUCUAACUAGACGUUAGCUAUAUUAGUUAUGCUUUUUUCCCCCUUUCAUUUGAAAGCUGUUCUGGUCCCAUCUGGCAUUCAAUGUAAACUCUAAAAGAGUGCUAUUAGAGUACAGGCCUUCGAUAACUAUUAUUGGGGUUAGUUAAAGGAAAACUGUCAUCAGAAAGGUGGCAUUUCCACCUAUCACAAUGGGUGAAAUGUUAAAAGAUCAUCUCACUUCAGAGAGAAAUAUAUCUAUUUGUAACUUUAUUAUCUAUAAUUGCUGUGAGGGUUUAAAAGGUGAUUGAUGAUCUCAUCCAAUGCAAUGUUUCCCUAUAGGGAAACGAUGGCAGGCUAGUUCACAUGCAUGUCAAAACGCCACACUGCACCAAUCAAUUGAUCUCUAGGAGUCAGACAGACAACCACUAGAGGUGCAUUUAACCCAUGUAAACACUGCAGUGUCUGCAAAAUGACACUGUUUUACAUGAAAGGGUGAAAAUGACAGAACCACUGCACCUAAACUGGGUGGAUUACUGGAUUUAGUGGUCCUUCGCUAUUAGAAGCAUUAAGAACAUUUGGUUUCAUCAUGCUGGGUGUGAUGACGCCAAACGUGAAGAACUUUCAUUUUUCAAGUUCCUAAUAAGGAAAUGACUAGUGUCUGUCAGCUUGACAGCCACUAGCGGCAUGUUAUCGUACAAAUGAAAUAUUGCCAUUUCUCGGGAAAUGUUUACAUUCGUCACAUUGCAGGGGCACCAAAACCAAUUCUUUAAGAGUUGUGGUUUUGGCGUGUAGAGAGUAUCCCUUUACCUGGGACAUUGCCUGGGGGCUUCUGUCACCAUAACCACAACAUUGCGCAGUGUGCCAUUAAUUUAUUUCCCCGUAAUGUGUUAUAAAACUUAACAGACAUUGAAUUGUAUGGUCAUUAAAGUUAAGUGUAGGAGGAAUUUAACAGCACAAAUUUAUGCUUUGAUGUUUGCAGGAUAAAAGUUCAGUAGAAGUAUGGGCAAAUAAUUCUUAGCACAUAGGGUUAGUGAAAUAUAAAGAUUUAUUUGCUGCCGUAGGCCCAGCCAAGUCUGUGCGCUUGCCUGAAAAAUACUUAUUCACACCAAAACUCAUAGUCACACUUUACCAUACCACCAGUCAUGUGUGAUUAAAGUCAAAUGUGUGUAGCAGAACUCUCUGAAACACAUCUAAUAAGCCAUGCUGUCUCUCUCAACACAGUCAGAUACACAAACACACUAAAUAAAAUCUGACACAUAUCCCAAAGGUAGAAAAAUUCCCUCUCACAGGUAGAAAGAUUACCCUGUCUCCUCCAGCUGUAAUUUAGGAUUUUCUGGCAAUUGAGAUAAGGAGUGCUGAAGGUUGUAGCACUAAUCAUUCUCUGGAGAAGCAGGGGAACUUUGCAUGCGUUGCUUCCUCUGAUGCGCUUCAGCUUGACGGUUGCAAUACACAAGACUUGAUAAACUGUUGAUGGUAAAAGUUUGAAAGUGUGUCACUAGAGGGCAGUGGAAAAGUGCUCUCUUAUUGCAAUCUAUAUAUAGGGAAACAAGCUAGCAGCUGCUUUGAGAAACAACUACCUAAUGGAUAUGAAAAAAACAAACAAAAAAAAUACCACACAUGCUGUUUCCACUGCCCUCUCACCAUCCUGCCACCCAAUAUAUUUGCAUUUUGAAAGAGUUUAAAAGUUGGGCAAUAUGGUGACUUACUGACAGUGUUGGAGUAAAAGCAGAUCUAUCACUUUUUAGUAUUUCAUAAAGAUAUAAUCUUUAUGAAAUACUAAGACCAAAGCUACCACACGAGAAAGAUGGGACUACUUUGUCUUAUUGUAAAGCAGGGGCGGGGAACCUUUUUUCUGCCAAGGGCCAUUUGGAUAUUUAAAACAUAAUUUGCGGGCCAUACAAAAUUAUCGUAAAAAUUAGGCUGCUGUAUUUGGUCAAACAUUUAAUUAAUAUUUAAACAUUUAAUUAACUCACUCCUAAUGUGAUGGCUCCAUCUGCUUCUCUUUGGUGUGAUGUUAGCUGGUAAGAGUGGUGCAGUGUGUGAGGGGUGCCGUGUGUUUAUGUGAGGGGUGCAGUGUGUGUGAGGGAUGCAGUGUGUGUGUGAGGGAUGCUGUGUGUGUUAGGGGUGCUGUGUGUGUGGGGGAGGAGCAAUGUGUUUGUGCGAGGGGUUCUGUGUGUGUGUGAGGGGUGCACAAUGUGUGUGAGGGGGUGUAGUGUUUGUGUGAGGUGGUGUAGUGUGUUUGCAUCCCACACACACUACACCACCUCGCACCUCACACACACAUAACCGCUGUGUGUUUGUGUGAGGGGUGCUGUGUGCGAGGGGUGCUUUCUAUUUAUGUGAGGGUUGCUAUGGGAGUGUGUGUGGGGUACUGUGUGUUUGUGUGAGGGGUGCCGUGUGUUUAUGUGAGGGGUACUGUGUGUUUGUGUGAAGCAACUGAAACAUGAGGAGCCAAAGAGGACCAACAGCAUGAAGAUGGCGGCUGCGAGGGACAACCUGAAGUAAGUAAAACUCACCUCAUCUGUCUGCUUCUGGGGUUUUUGCAAAAUAUUCAAAGACCCCCGAAAUUGACAGAUCCACUUUAGCUAAAAGGCCACAGAGAGUGAGGCCAAAGCCAUGCAGUGCCUUGCUCUCUCUUUAAGCCAUAUUUCAGUAUUGUAGUGUACUGAAAUCAAGUACUUUGCCUAAUGUUUUUGGAACAGAAUGGUUAUAUAUGAAUAUAUGAUUGUAUAUGAAUGAAUCUGAUAUUUGUAUGCUUGAGGCAAUUUUCAUGAUUAGACUCUCGAUAUGGUAAAAAUGUAAGAAAUUCCUAAUAAAGUAAUACAUUCAGUGGAGAUAAAGAUUUUUUUUCAUUUUACCUGUAAAUGAAACUAUAUAAAGUAAAGAAAGUCUAGUAGUAGUUUAUUGUUGCAGGCAGUGUUUUGCCACAUGUUUUUUUUAAUGGUUGCUCCUUGUACAGCUGUCAUAUUAUUUAAAGUGCUUUGCGAUAAUGGUUCCCGCCCAAAAAUCAUUUAGUGAAUGGCAUUUUCUGGCAGAUAAGACUUGACUUUCAAGUUACCAUACUAUACAUAUAUAGCACAUUGAAACAAGAUAUUCUCUCAGGUGCUUAACAAGGUUUUGACACAGGAUGUUUUAUUUUCACUUCAUGUUUUAAUAAUUAAAGAGUUUUUAUGUUGGGGUUUAUUCACUAAACUGUGAAUUAUGUAAAACUGACAAUGGAAUUGCAGAUUGUAUGCCAAUAUAGCCAAUUGAAAGAUAGGUAAGUUGGAAAAUAUUUGAUUUUGUUGAUUUACCGACAAUGUGCAAUUAUCUUGUUAUUUCACCAUAACUCAAAAUUAAACACUUUUAUUUACACUGAUUUUUUUGUUGUUGUCAUUUUGGAAAUGUGUAAAGAUUCUAUUGAAUUGGCACAUUCUAUUUCUGUUUUCCUGCAGCAAUAUAAUAGCCCACUGUUGAAUUAGAUUUACUAAUAUUGUAUAUAUGAUUAAUUAUAGGAGAUAUAUACUUUUUAUUUAUGUCACUAUCUCAAUUGUUCCAAUGAAACCGUAAUAGAGCAGUCUGAGGGGAUGGUUGCUAGAAGUAGUACUUCCUUUAUAGAUCGGAUGGUCAAUGAUUUUCAGUAACUAGAUUUGACUGACGUUGCUGCAGUAAGAAUGUGGCCUAUCAUGAUUUUAUUAAUUUUGCUAAUUGUUUUGGUAAAUUUCUUGAACGAUCCUAAUUCUUGCAAAAAUGUUCUUCUGUCAUUCUAAUACUGUGCAUCCAUAUAGAGCAUGUUAGCACUUUAUACAUGCUGGUUGAAUAAACUGUUAGAUGAAAAAAUUGGAUUUAGUCACAUUUUAUGGCUGAACAAUACUUGCGCUGCUAUCUAAGUCAGAAUACUUCAGUUUUAAAAGGCCAUUUUACAUUUAUUAUUUACGUAAUGCUUUAAUAUAUGAGAGAUUACCCUGAAUCUUCCCCUGUUUAUUCAAUGCCUGAAAACAUCUUAAUUAAAAAAUCAAUAUAAUAGUGAGAGCACACAAACAAAAACAAGGUUUUUACUACAAGCUGUACAGUUAAAACCUAUUUAAAAAAACAUAAAAAAGACUAUAGAGUAAUACAGUAAAACCAAUAUUUUAUAAAACCCAAGUUUGGUAGCAUUCACAUGGUGCUGAGCCACUCAAAUAGUCCACCCCACCCUUUUUUAUGUAUGGAAUCUAGUAUAUUUUAAGUGCUUCAAUAAAUUGUUAUCCCUUAUCCCUGUACUUACCUUGUAUGCUGGCGUUCAUAAGGCUUAAGGUGGGGAGCUGCACUAAACAGAUUUCCAAGGAACAUCCACUUUAUCCUUUUGUUGAUCAAGCUUCCAGGUCUGAGCAGGGCCAGUGCGUCCUAUAGGCCUAUAACGCGGCCGCCUAGGGCGCUUGUUAAGGAGGGGCACCAGGUCAAAUUGUGUAUUGCGUGCCGCAGGUCAUGGUACCGGGAGCUAGGGAGCACUUACAUAAUGCCAGACUUGUGCCAUCAACCUCAGCACACAAAGAUCACAGAGUGCCGCCCUCUGAUACACCUAUUAUUUGUCAGCAGCGUACAGGCACUUAUUACGAUUGCUCCAGCCCCUUCCCCUGCACUUGGGGUCAAGUGGGCGGGAAUAUAGCGGAGGCAGAAUUCAAAGAAAGUCAAGGCAGCCAGGCGCAGCCCAGAUGCCUGGAACCCACGGUGAGCUAACUUGAAAUGAAGGCAAGAGGGGGACUUAAUAGUGUGUGUGUGUGAUUUAAACAAUGUGUAUCAACCUGCUUGGGUCAGUGUGUGUGUGUCUAUGCUUGGGUCAGUGUGUGUGGGUGUCUGCUUGGGUAAGUGUGUGUGUGCUUGGAUCAGUGUGUGUGUGCUUGGGUCAGUGUGUGUGUCUGCAUCAGUCAGUGUGUGUGUGUGUGUAAGUCUGCAUCAGUUAAUGUGUGUGUGUGUGUGUCUGCUUGGGUCAGUGUGUGUGUGUCAGUCUGCAUCAGUCAGUGUGUGUGUGUCUGCUUGGGUCAGUGUGUGUAUGUGUCUGCAUGGUUCAGUGUGUGUGUGUGUGUCUGCUUGGGUAAGUGUGUGUGUAUGUGUCUGCUUGGGCCAGUGUGUGUGUCAGUCUGCAUAUGUCAGUGUGUGUGUCACUCUGCAUGAGUCAGUGAAUUUGUGUGUGCAUUGGUCACUGAUUGUGAUUAGACCAUUCAGUGUGAGUGAGUCAAUGAGUGAGUGCGUGAUAGUAUGUAUAUAUCAGUGAUUGCAUUUGGGCAAAAAGGAUUUUAAUAAUAAAAAAAUAAAAAAAAUAGAAAAAGAUCAGUACUUUUAAAGAAACACUAUAGUGUUAGGAAUAUAAACCUGUAUUCUAAAUACUAUAGUGUCUCUGUCCCUACAUAGAUGUAAGCCCCCCUCUGCACUGCGUGCCUCCUAACCUUGCUCAAUGUCACUGAUUGGGCAAUGCAGGUCCAAUCCAAUGUUCCUCAUACAGGAGCAUUGGGGACCUGAUGCGCAUCAGUGGCAAGCGCUAUGCACUUCCAAUGCUUCUCAAAGUUAAACAUGGCAUUUUAGCGAAGGCGCCUCUAGUGGCUGUCAGUGUGACAGCUAGUAGAGGCUUGUUUAACCCUUUAAGGUAAGGCAAUGUUUUAUCUUGUGGGGUUAAGCAUACAUGACCACUGUGGAGCGAAUGGGGAGGCAAAUUUUUUUUGCCUAUGGCGGCAAAAAUCCUUGCACUGGCCCUGAGUCUGAGACAGCUAUUUGAGUGGCUCAGCACUAUGUGAGUAUGACCAAACUUAGGUUUUAUAAAAUAUUGGUGUUUUAUUGUAUUACCCUAUGGUCUUUUUAAUGUUUUUUUUUUUUUAUAGGUUUUAACUGUACAACUUGUGGUAAAAACCUUGUUUUUAUUUUGUGUGCUCUCACUAUUGAUUGAUUUUAUUUGUGUGUUUAAUGUGAACACAUAGGUGAUAGUACCCCAAAUCACAAUACCCUAAACUAAUCCAUUAAUUUAUUGUGUAUUUAUACAUCUCAAUUGAAGGCAUUUUCAGCUCGUAUGUCUUUGCUGAUUAUAUAAUUUACCAUCAUUAUGAUGCUUAAAUGCCAUGGAGAUAAACAAUUUUCAGUUGUUAUAAAACACUUCAGUACUUUAAAUUUAGUGAAAAAACUUUAUGGAGGGGAUGCUUGCUGAAGAGUAGAUAUCAACACUGUUUUUGGGCAAAGAAUUCAAAAUGGCCACCCAAACUUUGGUUCGACUGUGUUUGGGUUGCACUUCGGUAUGGUAUUUGCUCUGUCACAACAUCCUUGUUCCAAGACUUAGCCUCAGUUUUGGAGACGCAAGAGGAUCAUAGGGUUUAUUGAACCCUGAUGUUUAGCAAUUGAUACAGUAAUUGAAACUAUAUCUUGGGUUAGCUAGGAUCCACACUGUAAUCUCUAUCAUACAAGACUUUCACAAUCUUUAUCACCCUCUCAUCUUUAAAACUUGACCAGAUAAUUUUGCUGCUGUUUAUCCAAGCUCCCAUUAACCAGACACCAUAUCAAGCACUAAUACCUGCUCACAGAAACAUCUGUUUAUUAUCUACACCUAUUGCAGCAAUAUCACUAUGUUAUUUUAUGAUCUUGUGAAAAUUUUGGGAGGGUUUCAUUUGUUCUUACUCUAAUGACUAUUGGCUUGUUGUGUCUGUUAAAAUGUUGAUUUUAAAAAGGAAGACUUUGGCUUGAGCAAGUCUUUAAUUGAGCUGCAUUAAGAAGUGAUUACUGCCAUUAUAUUUCCGAUUUACAUGUAGCUGUAAGGGGUAUUUGGAUGUAUUAUUAGGAGACAAAGAUAAUUUGGGGCACAUAUCCAGUCAAGAUGCUGUGUAUUUUAGCGUCCAUCAUUUUGUAAAUAUAUUUGAAAUUUUAAAGGCUCCUACCAACAUGGGAAGGUGCUCAAAGAAGUUGCAUGCCACACCAGCUACAGGUUCCCGAGAAAUCGGCGACUAUCUGUCCUGAGUCCUAAGCAGGCAUUCUUCUAAGCGAGUGGCUGCGCCUGUGGAGGAAUCUUCAUCCUCGGAAGAGCAGGUGUUGGAUGCAUCUGGUGACUUGCCCUCAUCGGGCUUUUACCACCCUUCCUCGCACAAGGAAGACACAAUUCCCUUCACUAAGUGAGACAUUAAAGCUUUUCUCAGGGACCUGAAGCAGAUACUAGCAACGGAGGUGGGGAAGGUCCAGAAAGAGAUACACAAACUCGGAGGCCACAUGACAUCGGUGGAGAGAGAAGUUAGGGACCCUACAGAUUACCACACUGAAACCACUGAAACCCUGUCUGGCCUUCAAGGGACUUAUGAGGCUAUAUAUAUAUAUAUAUAUAUAUAUAUAUAUAUAUAUACAACUACUGUUGGACAUAGGAUUAUUUUGGGUGUUGCUUGUGCAUUCAUAACCCCAGAGUGCAUAACUUCUCAUUUAUCUACAUUAAAUUUCAUAUGCCAUUUGAGUGCCCAGACUACUAAUCUAUCAUAAUCCCUCUGCAGCAAAUUAAUAUCCUGUUCUCUGAAAAGAAAUUAAGCUUUAGUGGUUCUGAUGACUAUAGUGUCCCUUUAACAUGGUUUGAGGCUCAGUACUUUGGGGUUGCAGCGACCUUGUGAGGGUCAUAUCUAGCCUUUAUCUGCACUUAUUGAUAGAAGAGAGUUAAGAACCUUUUAUUCAUUUAAAUAAGAAUGGGAAAGGAUCCUGAAUACAUCCUUCAUGGACAACAGUGAGCUAAUGCCUUUCUUCUACAUCAGAAGAAUUUUAUCAGUUCCAAGUACCAGAAAGUCAACUACAAAUUACUUUCCCUUUGGUACUACACCCCUGAAUCUUUUUACAGGAUUUCCCCUUGUAUUUCCCUUAACUGCUAUAGGGGCGAAGGGUAGUUAGGAUUUAUACAACAUAUGGUGGGAUUUCCAACUUAUUAAACCAUUUUUGCAAAUGAAUAGGGAUACUCUCUCACUGAUAUUUUCGAGACACCACCUUUAUUUGCAUUUGAAAACAUUCUGCUUAACAAUACUCCUGUUCCCAUGUCUAAAUGUAAAAAAAUAUAUAUUUUUAUUGCAUGCAGCAAAGUCACUUGUGCCUGCCCCAUGGAAAUGCCCCGAAGCGCUGAAGUACCCACUAAACAGCAUUGGUUGUCUAGGGUGGAAGAAAUUCAGUAUGUAAUGCAUAGCUGCUUGGACAUGACAUAUGACUUAAUGGAGAAUGAAGAACAGGAACAGUCGAAGGCUCUACAUAUUUUUAUUAGGUGUCUAGAAAUGUAGGAAGCACUUCAAAACUUUGCAGUAGAUGAUAAAAUGCAACAUAGUCCUUCACACUCUAAAGGUGUUUACUGUGUUUACUUGCCUUUAUUAGGUGUACAAAAAUACUAGACUAAAUUUAGGGUCAAAAUAGAAAGAAAGUAUGUUAAUAAUACAAUAAAGUGCCCGGUACUGUAUCUAAAACAACACUAUUAAAACAACAACCUGAAGCACUAAAAACUAAACAAUGGUUGUCUCGGGUGGAAGCAAUGAAGGUCUCUGAAGCCUUGAUAGCAUCUCUAGCAAAUAACAAUGCUAAACAUACCGAACUGGGGUACCCCUGAAAUCCAUGUAUGUCCAGAGGGAAUGCUUGGUACUAGGUUCUGUAGACACUAUAUCAUGACCUCUUCCAUUAUGUUUGGGUUUGCAACUCAGUAAGCAGUGUGUUCUCCCUGUCUUGUGUUCUUAAACCGGGGCUUCCUGAUUGGGUGAAUACCCAAAGCCAGGAACAUUGUCACCUGCCCUCCAACAAGUUUGGCACACUUACUGGGCAGUGCUCAUAAACAGUGUUCACAGGAAAUUGUUGGAGAUGGCAGCUUCUCUCUUUUAUUGUAUUCUACCAUCUUUUCAACCUAAGUAUCUUUACUGUGUGUGGAAAUUGAAAAGUCUUGAAAUAAAGAUUGUCAAAAAAAUAAAACCUGCGUUGCUUAUGAGACCUCUUCAAGUAUGUGACAAUCAAUCAAGUCAAUACAAGGGAAUUAUUAUUAUUAUCAUCAUCAUCAUCUUUUGAUGUUGUUGGUAUAAUAUUUGAAAAUGUGGUUAAAAUGUGCAUAUUCAUUUGUUAUGCACAACCUGACAGCUACACAGGUGGCUCAAAAAAACUAAAGUACUCAAAAAACAUGUACUUUUUAUAAUUAGUACAUUUAUGGUACUGCUCUCACCCAUGUGAACACUAUUCCUGCUUUUAUUGGAGUAAAUGAGGCAGCAGAGUUAAUUAAAAAAACUUACUUACAUGUUGCUCCAUGAUGUUUUUGGGUGGCCUCAUGCACCCUCAGGCAUCUACGUAGAAAUUCUGUACAAGCACACGUCUAUAGCAUUUUCUUCAGCAUUGCUGUACGAGUGCUUGCACUGUGCGUAUAGGCACUUCAAAAGUUAAUUAAUUUAUAUGUAAAUUUAAAAAAAAAAUUAAACUAGUGAGGUUGUUUUUUCUUUUAAAUGGCACAAAUAGUAGCUAGCUUUGAGUUGGUGACAGUGCCUCUUGAAAUAUUGCGUUUAUAUUUAUUUUGUGUAUAUGAAUUUGUGUAGCACAUGAUAAUAGUCCUCCACAAACAGUAAUAUAUAUUGUACAUACUGAAAAUAAAGAUUGUGGGGGAAGAACCUUAGCUCAGGAACAUAUAUCAAAAUGUGAAUGGUUUACUACUCUAGUGACAACGAGGUCUGUCCUUGUUGUCAUGGUAGGUGGAUAUUUUGAUAUUCAGCUCAUCCAUUUGCCCAGUAGGACUCAUUAUGGACCUGUAAGACCUUCUCCUGGUCUACACUCUGUGUUUCUGCCUUGUUCUUGUCAUUAUUCAUGACGACCAGUGACAUGUGUUGCAGCCACUGCUCUACAGUGACCUGUCUCCUAUUUAUAGCACAAUGCCAAGGCAUCAGCUUUCUGUCUACUCCAAAGACUGCUCAAUCUGAGUGUUAUUUUCUACAUCUUCAUUGCCAUAAGACUCAGAAUAAAAAAAUAAGCUGAGAAUAACUAUAGCUAUACUAUAACUAUGAAGACAAGUAAACACAAUAAACACUUUUAGAGUUUUAAAGUUUUUAAGUGCUUCUGACAUUACAGACACCUAAUACAAAUAUAUACAGCCUUCGACUGUUCCUAUUCCUCUAUAUCUUUCAUAUGAAGUCAGAUGUCAUGUUCAAGCAGCUGUGCAUUACUUAGCAUGUAAAUCAUUGCUGUUUCAGUGAAGGGGCACAGUUUGCAUUUGGUCUUAAAGGUACACUAUAAUGUUAGGUGAACAAACAUGUAUAGUUUUAAUCUAUCUAUUCUGGUUUCGUUGUCCCCCGAACCGUGGGAGGGUUUAAAGGGUGAGUCUUGCCGCCCUGUUUCUUUGGCUGGCCAAUCAGAUGGUCUAUAUGAGAUUAUCUGAUUGAACAGCCGAGUUGAAGUCCGCUAUUGUGGUGGAAGUGCCUCUAGUGUCUGUCUGGAAGACAGCCACUAGAGGUAGGUUAACCCUGCAAUGUAAGCAUUGCCAUUCCUGCAGAAUGGCAAUGUUUUCAGUUGCAGGGUUAAAACUACAUGGAUGUGGCAACCAGACCAGUUAAUCGAGAUGAAAUGAUAUAGGUGCCUAUAGAGCUGAAGAGGUGUUUAUAGAGCUGAAGAGGUGCUCCCUUAUUGAAAACUUUCAACAAUUUUUGAAAGUCUUCACUCAUGGCAUUGCCAAUACUAUGAACACUUCUCACAAAGAAAAUUUAAUUUAGAUGCUUUUCUAUGAGAAGAAUGGCAAUGGCUGAGAGUGGCAAUCAUGCCCCGUAGGGCACCAUUGCUUCACUAAGAUCAUCUUGGCAAAUAAACUCAGAAUAGGAGGAACCAGGUGAAAACUGCCCAGAGAUUUGAUAUUGCAUUAGAUUCUGUCGGUCUAGGAAUGCCAGAAUUGUCAUUAGGCUGUUCUAUAUGCUCUUGCAUAAAGAGACACUUCAGGCAUCAAUAAAGCUUUAAUGUAUUUGAUUAAUAUGCUGUAUAUUCUGCCUGCUCAAAACUAUGGUUAUGCAAGCUGUUUUUAGAUAUAUCCCCAAUGAAAAAAAUGCAUAGUUAAAUGUCUCUUUAAUGUUAAAUAAUUAUGAUGUAUCAUAAUUGCUAUGUUUUAUUCUACCCCUCUAAAAUAUUGAAUUCAUUAUUUGUAAGCACCUUGUAGGUAUAUUGGUGGCUCCUGACUUGUUCCUGAUUGUAGACUUGUUUGUACUUGUUUAAUAUACAUUAUAUCAGGGUUUAUCCCAGAGUUUACAGUUAUACAGAUAUGUCUUUAAUGUGUGAUACAUUUUCAUGUUUUCCAUUAAUAUAUCUGGCCAUUGUGUUUCAGUGGAGAUUAUUUGUAUUUAUGAUAUUCCUUGUUUUGUUAUGUCCAUUUAAGGUGCUGUGAAUCUUUCCCGUCGUAGUCCAGUGGCAUCAUGGCUCUGUGCAAUGCUAUACUGUUUUGGGAGUUAUAUCCUUGCAGAUGUCCUCCUGGGAGAUUCUCCUAUUCAUUAUUUCAGCAAUAAUGCCAACAUACUUCUGGCGUCAGCUGUUUGGUAAGUGGAUUUAUGGCUGCUCACAGUCAGCAUGAUAAUGGCUUUGGCAUAAUCAUUGAUUUGAAUAGAUGGUACUAACAAUACCCUUUUACAUCAAACUCAAACAUUAUUAAACUAAAACUAUGGUGUAAUAGUAACAAUAUAAUAAAAUAUACAGUAUACAGUUUGUGGCUCAGCUCACUUCGGGGAGGAGAGCGAGCUCAGUCCAAUAAAGACCCAGAGAAACUGGGAUGAAUCUAAUGAAGGUAAUUUACAGUUGCAAGAAAAAGUAUGUGAAUCCUUUGGAAUGAUAUGGAUUUCUGCACAAAUUGGUCAUAACGUGAUCUGAUCAUCAUCUAAGUCACAACAAUAGACAAUCACAGUCUGCUUAAACUAAUAACACAAAGAAUGAAAUGUUGCCACGUUUUUAUUGAACACACCAUGUAAACAUUCACAGUGCAGGUGGAAAAAGUAUGUGAACCCCUAGACUAAUGACAUCUCCAAGAGCUAAUUGGAGUGAGAUGUCAGCCAACUGGAGUCCAAUCAAUGAGAUGAGAUUGGAGGUGUUGGUUACAGCUGCCCUGCCCUAUAAAUAAACACACACUAGUUCUGGGUUUGCUUUUCACAAGAAGCAUUGCCUGAUGUGAAUGAUUCCUCGCACAAAAGAGCUCUCAGAAGACCUACGAUUAAGAAUUGUUGACUUGCAUAAAGCUGGAAAGGGUUAUAAAAGUAUCUCCUUGCUGUUCAUCAGUCCACGGUGAGACAAAUUGUUUAUAGAUGGAGAAAGUUCAGCACUGCUGCUACUCUCCCUACGAGUGGCCGUCCUGUAAAGAUGACUGCAAGAGCACAGCGCAGACUGCUCAAUGAGGUGAAGAAGAAUCCUAGAGUGUCAGCUAAAGACUUACAAAAGUCACUGGCAAAUACUAACAUCCCUGUUAGCGAAUCUACAAUACGUAAAACACUAAACAAGAAUGGAUUUCAUGGGAGGAUACCACAGAGGAAGCCACUGCUGUCCAAACAAAACAUUGCUGCACGUUUACAGUUUGCACAAGAGCACCUGGAUGUUCCACAGCAGUACUGGCAAAAUAUUCUGUGGACAGAUGAAACCAAAGUUGAGUUGUUUGGAAGAAACACACAACACUAUGUGUGGCGAAAAAAAGACAUAGCACACCAACAUCAAAACCUCUUCCCAACUGUGAAGUAUGGUGGUGAGGGCAUCAUGGUUUGGGGCUGCUUUGCUGCGUCAGGGCCUGGACGGAUUGCUAUCAUCGAAGGAAAAAUGAAUUUCCAAGUUUAUCAAGACAUUUUGCAGGAGAACUUAAGGCCAUCUGUCUACCAACUGAAGCUCAACAGAAGAUGGGUGUUGCCACAGGACAAUGACCCAAAGCAUAGAAGUAAAUCAACAACAGAAUGGCUUAAACAGAAGAAAAUACGCCUUCUGAAGUGGCCCAGUCAGAGUCCUAACCUCAACCCGAUUGAGAUGCUGUGGCAUGACCUCAAGAAAGCGAUUCACACCAGACAUCCAAAGAAAAUUGCUGAACUGAAACAGUUCUGUAAAGAGGAAUGGUCAAGAAUUACUCCUGACCGUUGUGCACAUCUGAUCUGCAACUACAGGAAACGUUUGGUUGAAGUUAUUGCUGCCAAAGGAGGUUCAACCAGUUAUUAAAUCCAAGGGUUCACAUACUUUUCCACCUGCACUGUGAAUGUUUACAUGGUGUGUUCAAUAAAAACAUGGCAACAUUUCAUUCUUUGUGUGUUAUUAGUUUAAGCAGAUUGUGAUUGUCUAUUGUUGUGACUUAGAUGAUGAUCAGAUCACAUUUUAUGACCAAUUUGUGCAGAAAUCCAUAUCAUUCCAAAGGGUUCACAUACUUUUUCUUGCAACUGUAUAUAACUGAUUUUGAUAUAUAUUUGUCCAUCUAGAGACAAAUGACUUGGCUUGCAAUGAGGUUUCAGAGGUUAAGGAAGUUUUUAGUGUUUUUGCCAAUGAUAUACGGCAGGUUGCUUCCACACUGUCAUUCUCUGAAGUUCUGCCUGUGCAUAACACUCAGAACGACAGGCGGAUGCGUAUUAGGGACUUUAAUUUGUGGCUUGGUGAAUGGUGUAGGGAGCAAGGAUUUGGCUUUAUUUCUCAUGGUAGCUCUGUUUGGAAUGGAGAUAAGCUGUACAAAAAAGAUGGUUUGCAUCUUUCUCAAAAGGGAACAAAUGUUCUCAGUGAGCAGUUCAGAGGUUUUGCUAGGAUGUAUUUAAACUAGGAGAGGGGGGCAAAAGGGUGAUAAAACAUCAAUCCAAUUGUCCCCCAAAACAAGGACAGAAGGUGCCUGUAGCAAGUGUGUUAAAAAUGAUAAGCUUAGAGUCAUGUCUACAAAUGCUCGCAGUUUAGGGAAUAAGAUCCAUGAACUUGUGGCAAUAAUGGCAACUGAUAGUGUAGAUUUAGUCGCUGUUACUGAGACAUGGUAUAAUGAGAAAAAUGACUGGGACAUAGCAAUACCAGGGUACUCUUUAUAUAGAAAAGACAGUGAAGGCAAGAAAGGGGGAGGGGUGGCCCUAUAUGUAAAGGAUAGCAUAAAAUCUAGCCUAAUAAAAGUUAGUGAGGCGAACAUAGAGUCCGUUUAGGUUAUGUUAGAAUUUGGUAAUCACACAGUAACUCGUGUAGGUGUGAUUUAUAGGCCCCCAGGACAAAUUGAAGAGUUAGAUAAUCUACUAGUUGAAGAAAUAGCUAAAAUGACAAUGAAGGGGGAAGUUAUCAUCAUGGGUGACUUUAAUCUUCCUGAUGUGAAUUGGAAAACAAAAAUAGCUACUUGUGCCACAUAUUCUAAACUCCCUACUGGGAUUGUCUCUAAAACAAGUCGUUGAGGAGCCAACUCGUAAAAAGGCCAUACUAGAUUUAGUGUUAACAAAUGGAGAUUUGGUAUCAGAUAUUACUGUAGGUGAAAGUUUAGGAUCCAGUGAUCAUCAUUCAGUGUGGUUUAAUAUAAGAACAGUGACUGAGUCACACCACACAAAAACAAAAGUUUAAGACUGUAGAAAACCAGACUUUUCUGAAAUUAGAAUAUGUGUAAAGGAGUCAUUAUCAGACUGGAGCAAUUUAAAUAGAGUCCAAGAGAAAUUGGAUUAUUUAAAAGUUGCACUACUGAAGGCAACAGAAAAUUGCAUUAGGCUUGUCAGUAAAAGCAAAAAAUUCAAGAAACCACUGUGGUACUCCGCAGAUGUGGCCAAAAUAGUAAAAAAACUAAAAGUUAGCAUUUAGUAAUUAUAAAAAAACCCAGAGUGAGGAAGACAGAAUGAUCUAUAAGAUUAGGCAGAAAGAGGCUAAGCAAGUUAUAAGAGUUUCCAAAUCACACACAGAAGAGAAAAUAGCACCGUCAGUAAAAAAGGGGGACAAAACUUUUUUUAGAUACAUAAAUGAGAAAAGAAAAGUAAAACAAGGAUUAGUUAGAUUAAAAACAAAAGAAGGAAGGUAUGUAGAAGGGGAUAAAGGUCUAGCUGACUGCCUCAAUUCAUAUUUUUGUUUGGUAUUUACAACUGAAAAAAAAGGAAAGGGACCUCAGUUAAGAAAAAGGAUAAAUGAGUAAUUUAUUACACGUGAGUUUACACAGGAAGAGGUUCUAUUUCAACUGUCAAAAGUAAAGACAAAUAAGUCAAUGGGACCUGAUGCUAAGCUAUUAAAAGAGAUUAGUGGUGUACCAGCAAAACCAUUAACAGAUUUAUUUAACCAAUCAUUGUUAACAGGAGUAGUCCCAGAAGAUUGGAAGUUAGUGCCCAUUCACAAGAAAGGUAAUAGGGAGGAGUCGGGUAACUAUAGGCCAGUAAGCCUUACUUCAGUAGUGGGGAAAGUGAUGGAAACCAUGUUAAAGGAUAGGAUUGUUGACCAUCUAAAAACACAUGGAUUUCAAGAUCAGAGACAACAUGGGUUUACUUCAGGGAGAUCAUGCCAAACUAAUCUUAUUGAUUUUUUUGAUUUGGUAACUAAAAUUAUAGAUCAGGGUAGUGCAGUAGACAUUGCUUACCUAGAUUUCAGUGAGGCUUUUGACACUGUUGCACAUAGAAGGCUUAUCAAUAAACUGCAAUCUUUAAGUUUGGAUUCCAAUAUUGUUGAAUGGGUAAGGCAGUGGCUGAGUGACAGGCAACAGAGGGUUGUAGUCAAUGGAGUAUAUUCGAAGCUUGGGCUUGUCACCAGUGGGUUACCUCAGGGAUCUGUACUUGGACCCCUUCUCUUUAAUAUUUUUAUUAGUGAUAUUUCAGAAGGUCUUGAUGGUAAGGUAUGUAUUUUUGCUGAUGAUACUAAGAUAUGUCGCAGGGUUGAUGUUCCAGGAGGGAUAAGCCAAAUGGCAAAUAAUUUAGGUAAACUAGAAAAAUGGUCAGAGUUGUGGCAACUGACAUUUAAUGUGGAUAAGUGCAAGAUAAUGCAUCUUGGACGUAAAAACCCAAGGGCAGAGUACAGAAUAUUUGAUAGAGUCCUAACCUCAACAUCUGAGGAAAGGGAUUUAGGGGUGAUUAUUUCUGAUGACUUAAAGGUAGGCAGACAAUAGAGCAGCAGGAAAUGCUAGCAGAAUGCUUGGUUGUAUAGGGAGAGGUAUUAGCAGUAGAAAGAGGGAAGUGCUCAUUCCAUUGUACAGAACACUGGUGAGACCUCACUUGGAGUAUUGUACACAGUACUGGAGACCGUAUCUUCAGAAGGAUAUUGAUACCUUAGAGAGGGUUCAGAGAAGGGCUACUAAACUGGUUCAUGGAUUGCAGGAUAAAACUUACCAGGAAAGGUUAAAGGAUCUUAACAUGUAUAACUUGGAGGAAAGACGAGACAGGGGGGAUAUGAUAGAAACAUUUAAAUACAUAAAGGGAAUCAAAACAGUAAAGGAGGAAACUAUAUUUAAAAGAAGAAAAACUACCAUAACAAGAGGACAUAGUCUUAAAUUAGAGGGAGAAAGGUUUAAAAAUAAUAUCAGGAAGUAUUACUUUACUGAGAGGGUAGUGGAUGCAUGGAAUAGCCUUCCAGCUGAAGUGGUAGAGGUUAAAACAGUAAAGGAGUUUAAGCAUGCGUGGGAUAGGCAUAAGGCUAUCCUAACUAUAAGAUAAGGCUAAUGAAAGUAUUUAGAAAAUUAGGCAGACUAGAUGGGCCGAAUGGUUCUUAUCUGCCGUCACAUUCUAUGUUUCUAUGUUUUUAUGAAGGACAACCCCACAUGCUCUAGGCAGGCGGGCUAGCUCCCAACCCUCCCCCCACGCCACUUUCUACUCCACUUAACCAUCUCCCACCACCUUCUCUUCCCCCCUAUUUCUUGUUUGUCUCUUUGACUUUUUAAUUUUUCGCUACGGUGACUGCAUCUUCUAUCUUUCCCCUCCUCCUUUCCCACCUCAUGCUACAUGGAGCAAGCUAGGACACUGUUUCUAUUAUUCUUGUACAAUCAUAUACAUUACAUUGACACUUAGCAUGCAUUCUAGACAGAUUCCUUGCCACUUCCUGAUGCUUACAAUAUUGACCUUAUUAUACCUUGUUAUAGGGACCUCUGUGUCUAAUAUAUUUGUUCCACUUACGAACGUACUACUGAAUGUUGCAACUGCCUCACAAACAUAUUGCUGUUCUGUUACAUGGAAACAAUCAGUAUACUGUCCCUGCUGUUAUUGCAAAAUGUUACAAGGAUACUUAGCCUGAUACUUAGCCUGAAUUAUAGGACCCGUAUUGGCUGCAAUAUGCUGCUUAAUCUGUUACCAUGCACAAGCCAUUGAGACCUGCGUGUCUAAUUUAUCUGCUGCAAUCUCAACCGUAAUGUUGACAAUUAUAACCUUGUUCAAAAAACAGCUUUUUGAACUAAUGUUAUAAUUGAAGAAUGGUUGAUAUUCUAAUUAUAUAUACAGUUGCAAUCAAAAUUAUUCGACCCCCAUUGAAAAUCAGGUUAAUUGUCAAAAUUUACAGAAUUUCAGCUGUUUGCAAUGAACAAAUCAAACAAAAGCAAUUGUAACGAAACUUCAAGUGGUCUCCCUGAAGUUCAACCUAAAAUGCAACUUAUAAUGACUUCUCCAGUCCAAAAUUAUUCAAGACUUUUAGACGCACCCCAUUCACAAUUCUACAAUAUACAGAGAAUACCUUUUUAUUUGGUCUCAAUUGCAAACACAUUUUCUCAAAAGGAGAUAGGGCAGGUCUGACAACUGAUGACUCAAAUUUGCUUUCAUGCUGUACAAUAGGGCUUUAAGUUGCAAAUAGGAGACUCUGGUGUAACUAACCAGUUUAAACUGGGUUUACAGUUCAGCAUAUGGUUUCAGUGAGCCAUUAGGGAAAAGUUGGUCCAAGUGAGUAACUCCCUCUGUGGACCAGGGUUUAUGAUUACAGGUCGGCAAGCCUAUUGAGAUUGAAUGCAGUGGUGCAGCCAAUGAUAUAGUGGAAUAUCCACAAAAGGUAUCUUGUAGAAGAUCCCACGUAUUAAGUAUCAGUUUUGUGGGAGGUUACAUUUUGCAGGGGGCCUUAUAUGACAAGGAAGUCAAAAGAGGUGGUGUAAGCCUCUUUGUAUAGUCCAAUAGGCCUUUACCUCCACCCACUGAGAGACUGUGGAUUGCAAUUGGGUAGAGAUAGCAGUACUCAUAAAAGGUGUUCGGUAAUAAGCUUUUAGAUUUGGCAGACCUAGUUCCCCCUGCUUAAGUCCCUUUAAUAUUUUUAGCAAAAUCUUUUUUAAAAAUGCAAAUAUAACUAAAUGUAACCCACGGACAAGACACAAUGAUCAAACAGGCUCAAGAACAGAAACAGUAAAAAUAAAUGAUUUUUAUAUCAUUGAAAUCUUCUUGUUAUAACAUCAUAUUUAAAAGAGGGAUAUAUUUGAACAAAGAAACAUGUAAUUAAAAUGAAAUAGCUGUCAUUACACACAGUCUUUCAACAGUCACAUUGUAAUUCAAACAUGCAACUAUAACCCCAAUUCUAAAGAAGCCCAACCUUAACCCUAACUCCCCGUCCAACUACCGUCCUAUCUCACUACUGCCUUUUGUGUCCAAGAUCCUUGAAAGAGUUGUGUAUGCGAGAUUGACAGACUUCCUUGAGUCCAACUCUCUGUUAGACCCUCUUCAGUCUGGUUUUCACGCUAAGCACUCUGAGGAAACGGCACUGACCAAAGUAUGCAAUGAUCUACUCGCUGUAAAAUUUCGUGGUUACUACUCUAUCCUAAUUCUCCUUGACCUUUCUGCAGUUUCUGACACUGUUGAUCAUCAACAGCUUCUUCUCAUUCUCCGCAAUAUUGGUCUACAAGAUAUUGCUCUCUCCUGGUGCUCCUCCUACCUCUCCCAGCGCUCUUUCAGUGUUUUUUUCUCUGGCUCUGCUUCUUCUCCCCAACUCCCCUCUCUUGGUGUCCCCCAAGGUUCAGUCCUUGGUCCCCUACUGUUCUCCAUCUAUACUGCCUCCCUUGGUAAACUCAUUAGCUCCUUUGGCUUCCAAUAUCAUUUCUAUGCGGAUGACACGCAAAUCUAUCUGCCCUCUCCUGAUCUCUCCCCGUCCCUCUUGACUAGUGUCUCUGACUGCCUCUCUGCUAUUUCUAACUGGAUGGCUGCCCACUUCCUUAAACUCAACUUGACCAAAACUGAAAUUCUGGUCUUUCCUCCCUCAAGUGUUGCUACUCCGGUGUCUGUCUCCCUCCAAGUCAACAGUGCUAACAUCAGCUCCACCACUCAGACUCCCUGCCUAGGUGUUCUCUUUGACUCUGACUUACCCUUCACGCCUCAUGUUCAGUCUAUCGCCAAAUCCUGCCGCUUCCAUCUCAAAAACAUUGUGCGCAUCCAACCCUACUUAACGCCAGAUGCGACUAAGGUGCUGGUCCAUUCCACUGUGCUUUCUCGCCUUGACUACUGUAAUCCACUUCUCAGUGGUCUUAUGUGCUCCCAACUUGCAUCGUUACAGUCCAUAAUGAAUGCGGCGGUCCCUGUAAGGGCUCCAUUUAAAAUCCUGGUUCUUGCUUUCUAAUCUCGACAUAAUGCUGCUCCCACCUAUCUAUCCUCUCUAAUACACAAGUAUGUCCCAUCUAGAUCCUUACGUUCUGCUGCAGACUUACGUCUAUCUUCUGUUCGUACUCCCACCUAUGAUGCUCGCCUUCAAGACUUUUCGAGGGCUGCACCAUUGCUGUGGAGAUCACUUCCCUCCUCCGUUAGUUGCUCACCCUGUGUGCACUCCUUCAAAAAAUCAUUAAAACCCCACUUCUUCAUAAAAGCGCAUCAAUUAAACUGUUAAGAGCUCCCGACUAAUUCCUCUCUUGCAGCUGUCAUUAUCUAAUACUAUCCGUACCUUUUGUGCUUGGAUAUUGACUGACACUACGACCCAGUCUGUUGAUGGGAUGUUAACUAAUGUACAUAUUUCACUUUAAAUGAAAUCCUAGCUAUACGUUGUCUGAGCGUUAUUAAACUGUAGUCCUGUAACUAAAUUGUACUUUUCUUUUUUUAAUUGUCUCUGUUGUAGGUACCUGAUGUUUUUCUGCCCCCUUAAUCUGUUUUACAAGUGUGUUAGCUUUCUGCCAGUGAAACUCAUCUUUGUCGCUAUGAAGGAAGUAGUCCGGGUCCGUAAGAUUGCUAUAGGAAUCCAUCAUGCUCACCACCAUUAUCACCAUGGAUGGGUCGUUAUGGUGCUGAUUGGAUGGGUGAAAGGUGCGUCUGAACACCAGUAACAAGUAGAAAAUGUCCCCAAAAUUGUAUUAAAGUAUGGUCCAGGUACUCAGGGUCUUGUGCAGUAGUUUUAUUAUUAUUAUUUUAACUCAUGUGGGAAAAGAAAAAACUAAAUUAAUUAAUACAUGAUUUAAAAAAAAGGAAAAAAACAAUCUAAUAUAAUAAAGACGAGUUAAAUCUCACCUGUUCUAUUUUAUAAAGGUGCUCUCCCAAACUACAGGUACCGACCGAGAUUUAUUUGUAGUAACGGUAGCCUCUGGGGGACUGUCAGGAUACACUAAUAUGCCAAACACGCAGAACUUAAGUAAAAAUAAAAAAAACACUAAGGCGUAUUACCGGGCCUUAGAACGGCCAGAUUUAAUGUAUAAAAUGAAAAGCACAAGCAGGGCCGGACUGGCCCACCGGGAUACCGGGAAAUUUCCCGGUGGGCCGCGGCAUCUGGGGGCUGCGCAGGUAGGUGCCACCGGGUGGCUGGUCCGGUGGCACACUCAGAGGGGGCCCGCCGCGUUCCUCCCAUACAAACAUUGGCCCACACACACACACAGCCACCCAUACACACAUUGCCCCACACACCCUACACACCCUUUCACACAAACUGCACCCCUCACACAUUGCACAACUGCUCCUAUACCCUACUACAGCCCCAUAUCCCAGCAGACCCCAGGUAAGUUGUCAAACUGUUCUUAAAUGGUUUGACUACUUACUCUAGGAGCGGGUCCUGGCACUCCUGGCACCAUAACCACUACACAGAGCAGUAGUGGUUAUUGUGCAUGGAUUAUUUCUUUAAAUAAUCUAUAAGUGCCCCUCCCGAAAUCAGGCUCUGGAUCUGCCACUGGUAUAUAUAUAUAUAUAUAUAUAAUGUAUAUUAAUGUGUGUAUUAGUUAUAUAUAUAUAUAUAUAUAUAUAUAUAUAUAAAAUUAUGCCUAUUAUAUUUACACAUAUAUUAAUGUACAUUUAUAUAUGCAUAAUACACAGAGAAAUGUCAUUGAUAUGUACCAUAUGUAAUGAGCAGAUAUUGGCCCAGUCUUGUUGCUAGAUGCAUACUCCAGCACAAUAACAUAUUUAAAGUGAAGAGCGCACCACAGGACUUUAAAAUAAACAAGAUAACGUAAUUUUUUACAGUUGUGCCCUACAUACAUUCGCCAUUUCAGUCCCAUUACCAAGCUUUCCUUAAUAUGUCAUGGUAGUUGGACUGAAACAUUGGUUAUAUGCAAAGGCAUGUCUGCUUAAAAUAAAUCUGCACUCUUUUGAAGCCUAUAUGUGCUUUUUUCACGUUGGAGUAAUAAUUUUAAAUUUUUAAUUCUCUUUUCUAACUCUGUAUCUGCACACUAAAUAAUUUAUUUCCAGGGCUGCUUUUAAUUCCCAGUCCGGCCCUGAGCACAAGACAGGCUGAGGUCAGGAAAACGGUAGGUAAGCCAAAGGUCAAUGAAUACAGAAGUCAGAAUAGUCAGGAGCCAUGCCAAAGUUCAAGGGAUACAGAGAUCAGAAUAGUCAGUAAGAAAGCCAAGGUCAAAAUACACAAGAAACAAUACCAGAAACGCGCUUUUGGAUAACCAGAAUGGAAACCACGACCGAGCACAGAGAAAUGGACAAAAAAGGUUUAAAUAGCCUAAGGUACUCCUUGAUUGGCUGCAGAGUAGCAUAUGAGUGGUUAUACACUUAAGGGAUAAUUAAGAACCUUAAAAGGUUCUUACUUGCACUGUCCAGCAUCUCUAAUGUUUACAGACCCGGCCGCUGUGUGAGGAGAGGAGUGCCUGUCAGUGAGGCCAGCGGGUGCCGCAGGAGGAGGUGAGUAAUUGGCGGCAUUGCCAUGUGGGAAUGCUGCCGCAACAGGAUGCACCCGCUAGGUCCCUGUCCGCUCUCUGGCAGGAGCGGACCCGGCAGGUGUUGUGACCAGAGGUAAGUACUCGGUGGCAUUCCUCUUGCGAUGUGGGAAUACCGCGGCCAGCCGGGUCCCAAACGCUUUCUGGCAGAAGCGGACCUGGUGGGUGGCGUGACUGGGACAAAGUUUGUAAGUCACAUGUGACGUACGAGCUUUGUCCACCAGAGGCAUAAUAAUCGCGUAAUAAUCUAUUGCUUAAUUGUAUGCCUUAUAUAAAUUGUUCAUGUUGCAUUUUGGAGAUCGAACCGUUGCACUUUGAUUCUGUUUUCCAAUAAAACUGCUGCACAAGACCCUGAGUGCCUAGACCAUACUUUUGUUUUAUUUUUGGAAUAGGAGGUGAGCCAGCUCCAGGUCUGGAAGCACCGGGACCAUUAUAAGAGUGUGUAUUCAUCUCUUUUGUGGUUAUUUGUUACCCAAAAUUGUAUAGACAAUGUUGUGUUUGUUCACUGUAAUACUAUUUACAAAGUAAUUUAUUGUUCACCAGUCCAGCCUUUGUUAACAUCCAAUGCACAUACUGGUUUUUUUUCAGGUUCGGGAGUAGCCCUGAUGUCUAACUUGGAACAACUUUUACGUGGCGUCUGGAAGCCAGAGACCAAUGAGAUUCUCCAUAUGUCAUUGUGAGUGUGUACCUUGUUAUAAUGAGCUUCUGAUUGUUCUGCAACAUUUGAAACCAGAUUGAUAUACAAUGUUAUGUCUCCUUACAGCCCAACUAAGGCCAGUCUUUAUGGAGCUAUCCUGUUUACUCUCCAACAGUCCCACUGGCUACCCAUCUCCAAAGCCAACUUAAUCUUCUUCUUUACUCUCUUUAUGGCUUCUUGUAAGGUAUGGUUCACAUUUCAUGGUGCUUCCCAUCCACCCUUUUCAUGUUUACUCUUUUAUUGUCUCAUGCUGUAGUGGUUAUGUUCUUUUAACGUUUGAAAACACUAGAAUAUGUUAUGUUUGUUUUUUUAUCAUUUUGUCAUAAGAAUUAGGAAAAAGUUCAUGUCAUUCUAUAUUUUUAGGAACUUACAGUUGCUAUAUGCUGUUUGCUAAAAUUUCAGUCCCGUAGAUCCCAUUUUAGAACCUUGGAGCUUUGGAAGAAUUUUGUGUGUACUGUAUAUAAAUGGUCUUUUACAUCUUCUGGAAAAAAACAUAAUUUUUUCCUAUUUAUGUUUGAAUACCAGAGGUGUGAGCAUGUCUGUGAAAUAAACAUAUUAUUGUCUCUUCACUUAUACAUAAGAUUGAACCAAUCUCAUGUCCAAAUUAACAGCUUCCUUUUCUUGCUUUGUUCAGAUCUUCAUGACCGCAACUCAUUCCCAUGGAUCUCCAUUUGCCCCACUUGAAGCUUUCAUUUGCCCUUUCCUCUUUGGUAACCCUAAUGGUGACCAUGAUGAUCAUGGUGACCACCACCAUCACCAUGACGACCAUGAUGUGUCCCACUCAGUGGCAAAGUCCAAGGAAGAUCUGAAUGAAGGAACUCGGAAAAGAAAAGUGAAGAAAGCUGAAUGAAAAAGCAAGGACAACUAUUAUAUUAACCAUAAUAUCCGUUAGAAUGGCCAUAAACAAGGCUGAUUCAGUGUUAUAUGCCAAAGCAAAAGAAAUCCCCAACUUUGCAGUGUAUAUUUUUAAUACAUUUUAUAUAUGGUGAGAGGCUUUAUAACCUCUCAAAAGUCCCCUUGUCUUGGAGAUAUUUUGGUUGAUACUAAUUGCUAGAUGCUACUGAUGUGGAUGCCAAGUUUGCCAACAAAAUCUUCUCACAAUGCUAUAUUUUGGAUUAUUGCUCCUAUUAGACAUUUCAUGCAUCAUGCCCUAUGUCUGUUUUGUGAAUUCUGCCCUGUGUCUAAUAUAUUUAAGAAUAUUUUAGAAGAUAUUUAAGAAUCAAAGAAACUGUAAAUACACAAUUUAAACAUCACACCAGCAGUAAUGUCAGUCAGCUAUGAAAGGGAUUAUUUUUUUAUUUAAUGUAAAUCCUCAUUUGAAAAAAGAGAAAAACAUUAUGUUCAGGUUUAUCAAGCCAUAUUUGUAACAUAUGUAACUAUAUUUAAGAAAAAUUAAACACAAUCUUCUAAUGUAUUGCUUUUCUUUUUAUUGCCAUAAUAAACAUCAUUUGCAGGUUAAUUGGUUAAAUAGUUAAUAGACAAUCAAAAUGUAGGUGUUUUAUAAGAGAUUAGUCCUACAGUUUUAAGGAAAUAAUCACUUUUUCCAAAAAAUGUAUCAUGAUCUCACUGAAGCCCCACUACCUGGCUACAAGUUCCUUCUCAUUCCCAAGCAUUGGACUCUGGUCUCAUGGUGCAUGUGGUUUCUCUAAUAUCAAGUGUUAUAGUAUUCUGAGAACAUUGGGGGGCAUGUGCAUGGCUUAAAGUCAGUACACGCAGCAGUUGUUUUAAAUGCAGGUGAGGCGAUACCUACUUGUGGUGAUUGCUUCCAUGGCCCGAUUUCGUCUAUAAUGCUCAAGAGUACACUCCAUCCAAUAUUCAACUAUUUUGGUUUUCCUGCACAAGAUGCCCAGCUUUUUUCAGUUUCAUCAUAUCGUUCACUUUUCAAUUCUUGGACCAAAUUUACCAUUCUUCACCUGACCCCUCUCAAAUUUGAUAUCUUGAUUGCCUUAGCUAUAAAAAGCCCCAGUUCCACCCAAAGACAUCGUAGGACAAUGUUAUGAUCUUAAGGAGUGUGUAUAUUUUAAUCUAUGCAUUUGGUUGUAAUAUUGCUAGAAGAAUGUGUAUAUUACAUAUGAUUAUCUACAUAAAGCUCGCCUCGUCAUCCACAUGUUUUAUAGAUGACAAGUUGUCUGUAAAGCGAUCACAGCUUGUCUUGACUGGCCCUUGUUUCCUGAUAAGACAUUGUGGACAAUAAAUGUACACCCAAUGGAAAUUCUUUGCAUAAUUUUAUUCAUAUUUACUGCCGUCAUCUCAAUUGCAUUGCCUUGGGCAACAAAUUCUUCACUUGAACAGGUUAGUGCUAUUUAUUUCCUGUUCAUUGAUUGGACUUAUGUAUUCAGAUAAGAGUUAAGCAAACCCCUCCUUUGUAAUAUAUACUUAAAAAAAAAAAAAAC
Pelobates cultripes (western spadefoot toad) is the source of this 27434-nucleotide messenger RNA. NCBI's taxonomy places the organism in Eukaryota, Metazoa, Chordata, Amphibia, Anura, Pelobatidae. The record is from the annotation of a GenBank genome assembly.